This is a messenger RNA of Juglans regia (Persian walnut), 1039 nucleotides long. RefSeq lists its product as uncharacterized. The record is from RefSeq and is a predicted model, not a curated record. The coding region runs from base 91 to 885 and encodes 264 amino acids. Lineage: Eukaryota; Viridiplantae; Streptophyta; Magnoliopsida; Fagales; Juglandaceae. The transcript has 5 exons.
GGUACGAUGACGUUUUAAUGUCCCAAGACGGACAAACAAAAGUGUUCUCUCCCUCUCGCACAUACACUAGGGUUUUCAGGUACUGUAGCAAUGGCGAAGAGCGAAGAGAAGUCGUCGAAUAAGGAAGGGACCAACUUGCUGGGCGCGCCUACCUUUACGGAGCUCGAUAAUGGACGGUUCAAGUGCGUUGAGACUGGCCACGAAGUGCUCGUCAAAGACAGGGAAUCCUACUCUCAUUCCAAACGCUGCCGUUUGGGUCUCAUCGGCUUCGCUUUGUCCCAAAACAAACCUCCUCUCAAUAUGUUCAAGCAAGACCCUCUCUCCCGUUCGAAGUUGAUAUGUAAGCUGACAGGAGACACCAUAAAUAAGUCUGAGGAACAUAUAUGGAAGCACAUCAAUGGCAAACGAUUCCUCAACAAACUAGAGGUAAAGGAAACAGAAAAGCUAUCCUCGGACGGAAUAGUAGAAGAGCAGGGUGAGCAGAAGCCACAAAAAGCAUCAAAGCCAUCCACAGAUGGUUUGAAGAAGAAGAAGAAGAAGAAAAAGAAGAAGAAGAAUGACAAAAAUGAGGAUAAAGCCAAAGAAGUUGAUGAUAUCAUAUCUGAAGUUAGGAAUUUGUCUGAUGAGGAGGAGAUUGAUUUAGAAGAAGCAGAUUUCUGGAUGCCUCCUGUGGGAGAACGCUGGGAUUUUGAUGAUGGCGGAGAUCGAUGGUGUUCUGGUUCAGAGUCGGGGCAGGAAAGUGACGAGGUUAAUGCAAUGGAUGGUCCAGCUGAAGAAGGCGGCAAGGAGACAGAAGAGCUACCCAAGCAGACAAAAAGAACGUCCAUUGAAAUUGGACCUAGCGGUUUUGCUUCAAGGAAGAAGAGUAAGAAGCACACAAAUUAAUUUGCUCGACAGAAUUUAUUGCAAGGAAUUUGUUGUGAAAUGAAGUUUUGAGGUUUCUCCUUUGUAAUCAAUUUACGAUGUUCAGUAGGAUGUAUGGAAACAAAUAGAGGUUAUUUUUUGAUGAUAUGCUUUCAAUCCACUUUUGGGGUUUUAA